UUCCUCCCAAAAUACAUCUGAAGAUGAUUCCACCUUCCCCCGUCCAGCUGAACACCUCGGUGAUGGUCAUUUGCGAUGCGGAAAACUUUUAUCCAGGAGAUGCAGCAAUGGGGUUGUUUGCCAGGGAUGCCCCAGGGGGAAAAGGAAUGGUUGCCCCCCAAACGUUGAAUCCCGAUGGCACUUAUUCCUACAAGAGCUUCAUGGAGGUGAUGGCCACCGAAGACAGGAACGCCUCCAUUUUCCUUUGCCAGGUCAAGCACGAUUCCCAGCCUCUGGUCAACGAAACCACCAGGCUCUUCAUUACAAGGCCGCUUAAAAAAUCAGAAAACUCUCAGCAACAAUCCACCAUUGUUCUCUGCAUCGCGCUUUUCCUGAGCAAAGUAGCCGUCCUUUUCAUCUUUUACCUUUUCCUAAUAAAUGUGUACAGACAUCACAGGACAAGAUCUCAUUCAG
This is a messenger RNA of Notechis scutatus (mainland tiger snake), 453 nucleotides long. Lineage: Eukaryota; Metazoa; Chordata; Lepidosauria; Squamata; Elapidae. The record is from RefSeq and is a predicted model, not a curated record.